Condylostylus longicornis is the source of this 1132-nucleotide messenger RNA. RefSeq names its product glutaminyl-peptide cyclotransferase-like. The record is from RefSeq and is a predicted model, not a curated record. Bases 46 to 1086 code for a protein of 346 amino acids. The transcript is spliced from 6 exons. Gene Ontology annotation, molecular function: zinc ion binding; glutaminyl-peptide cyclotransferase activity. NCBI's taxonomy places the organism in Eukaryota, Metazoa, Arthropoda, Insecta, Diptera, Dolichopodidae.
AAAUAUUUAUAUAUACAUAUAUAUAUAUAUAUAUAUAUGAUAUAGAUGGCAAUAGCAAAAACAAAUUUAUUUUUGAGUUUUAGCUUAUUUUUGGCCUUCAACAAUUUCGUAACUUUGGCAAAGUUACCUGAUUAUGCACUAAGCUUAGCUAAAUUAAACGAUGACAAUCAUUUGGAAUAUGCUUUGUCUAAAAUACUUAUACCAAGAGUUGUAGGCUCCUCCGGUCAUAGGAAAGUUCAAGAUUUUUUAAUAAGUGAAUUAGAAUCUUAUGGAUUGACCGUAGAAUUGGAUCGCUUUAGUGAACGUGCACCAAUUUUUGGAAAUUUAACAUUCACAAAUAUUAUUGGAAAAUAUAAUCCAAAUGCUGAUGAGUUUUUAGCUAUAGCUUGUCAUUAUGAUAGUAAAUAUUUCCCAAAUAAUCCAAAUUUUGUUGGUGCCAUUGAUUCAGCUGUUCCAUGCGCAAUAAUGCUAAAUGUUGCGAAAAUAAUAACUCCGCAUUUGAGUAAAAUAAAACAAAAGUCGAACCUUGGUAUAUUGUAUAUAUUUUUUGACGGUGAAGAAGCAUUUAAAGAUUGGUCAAACAAAGAUUCAGUUUAUGGCUCUAGGCAUUUAGCUAAAAAAAUGUCUGAAAAAGUAACUGCAACUCAAGGAACAAAUGAAAUUAAAUCAGAUAUUGAUAGAAUUGAAGUUUUAGCUCUGCUUGAUCUAAUCGGCGCACGAAAUUCAAAAUUUAGAAAUUUUUUUCCCAACACAGAGGCGCUACAUUCCCUUUUAGUAAAUAUAGAAAGAAAUUUGUUCGAUGAAAAACAACUUGAAGGCAAAAAUUUUCAGUUUCUAGCGAGUUAUUCAGAUAACUUCGUUGACGACGACCAUAGACCUUUUUUGCGAAGAGAUGUUCCUAUUUUGCAUUUAAUAUCUACACCUUUUCCAAAACAGUGGCAUAAACCAAGCGAUAACGCUGCUAAUCUUCACUGGCCGUCAAUUAGAAAUUUUAAUAAGGUUUUUAGAUUAUUUACAUACAUAUUCGUAUUUGUUCACGAUGAAAAUGUAAAUUUUAGAUUUAAAAAUCUAAAUGCUAACUGGUAAAUUAUUAAGAACUAGAUUGUGAAUUAAAAUAUAAUUUAAAAAUGGA